Molecule: messenger RNA, 831 nt
Organism: Alternaria conjuncta
Lineage: Eukaryota; Fungi; Ascomycota; Dothideomycetes; Pleosporales; Pleosporaceae
Exons: 3
Coding region: 1-831 (276 amino acids)
Source: RefSeq, a predicted model, not a curated record
AUGCGACACGAAAGACGGACCGAAUAUGUUCAAGAGGUCGACCAAGAGCACUCACUGCAAAACACCACCGAUGCGAACAUACCGGGAUCAGUGACAAUGGAGGCCUUACGCAAUCUGUCGCACAAACUAUCGUCAAAAGAACCCGAACUUCUACAAGUACCUGUCAGACACAGUCUGCCCUUAAAACCAUCCUCCGACGAUUGUGACUCCGACUUUUCAGACACCUAUGACGCGGACGAUCCUGAUGAUUUGGAAGAAGAAGAGAAGGCAUUGGUCACCGCAUACCUACAUGACCCUCCAGCUCUGCAUAUCCGACGGACGUUGGACCAGUACUACUACCAUAUGCUUGACAACACCAAAGAGCGCGACAUGGACCAGGUAGUGUCUCGAUGGGCAGAAAACACGAAAGCCGAGGCUCGGCACAACAUUCUUAUGGUGGAUCAACUCUGGCUUUGGUCCACUCAUCAGAAAGCGUCCCCAUCCAAAGCUCAAGACAAGGCGUCUGAGAUUCGAACAAGCCGCGAGCAGAUGGGCAUGAACAAUGGAAGCUAUCCGGAGGAAGAACCCCAGGAUCACUACGUCAUAUCUUGCUUCCCAAGCAGAACAGGGACGGGCCAGCAUGCGCACCGCGUUAUGGACGAUCUUAGACUACUAGUCCUGGAUCCGACGCACCGCAAACGACACCCUAUCCGUAAACCGGAAGACCUUACUUCACGCAUAUUGGAGACCUGCUGCAGUGUUUUUGAUAGACUACUAGAUGCGGAGCCGCUUCGUUUUUUCCAGAUGUUCGAAGAGAGUGUUGGAACAAUAAAGAACAACAAUAAGAGUUAG